AUGUCAGGAGCCCCCAGGGAGAGUUUGCCGGGGCUGCCAGGGCUGGGCAAGGCCUGCUUAACCACCAUGGACCAAAAGCUUAACGUGCUGGAUGAGAAGGUUGACAAACUCUUAAAUUUCCAAGAAGAUGUCAUGGAGAAACUGCAAUGUGUGUACCGAGGCAUGGGCCACCUGGAGCAAGGCCUGCACCGGCUGGAGGCCUCCCGUAUUCUGGGCCCAGCUGGGGCCAACCGCACUCCCCCCGCUGACAUGCAGGCUGGGUGGCCGGAGGUCCUGGAACUGGUGAGGGCUGGGCGGCAGGAUGUUGCCCAGCAGGGCGCCAGGCUGGAAGCCCUCUUCCGGAUGGUGGUGGCUGUGGACAAGGCCAUAGCUUUGUUGGGGGCCGUGCUCCAGAACUCGAAGGUGGUGGAUUUUAUCAUGCAAGGGAGUGUCCCCUGGAGGAAGGGAAGUCUGGCCGAAGGCCCUGCGGAGAACAAAGAGCGAGUGGAAGAGAAAGGAGCAAAACCAAAGCACACGCUGAGCACCAGAGGUGUGCAAGCUGAGCUCAAGGGGCCUUGGGAAGAGAGCCAGAAGGUGGACCUGCCAGAGGGGACAGUGGAGAGGUUGCCCCCCAUCAGUUCUUCGGGGAUAGGAGCUGACCUCCUUACCCAGGCAGAGACCUCACCAGGGCAGGGAGACGGAGUUCCUGGCCCAGCCCAGGUACGCCCAGAGGUGGAAGCCAAAGCUCCUGUAGCAUCCAGCGAGAACCCCAGGACGGGCCUGGAAUUGUCUGUGGUGUCUGAAAGGGUCAGUGAGGCUCCCACCGGCCAGGAGGCUGCAUCGGGUGCAGGACGAGGAACAUCAUCCAGUAGGCCUGACCCUCGGCCCUCGGAGGAGGGCAUGAGGCUGACUCCAGCGCUGCCAGCCCAGGCCAAGUCAGCUCACGGUGGUGGAGAAACACCUCCAAGGAUCUCCAUCCAUGUGCAGGAGACAGACAUCCCUGGGGAGCUACUUGUGACACGAGGUGGUAGCCUCAGAACCACGCCCCCUGCAGAGGCUCUAGCAGCUGCCCAUCCAGGUGAGCAGGACUCACCUGGGCCCAGGUGCUACCCCCAGGCCCCUGGGACUGAGUCAGGAAAACAUAUCCCAAAAGGAGCCGGGGUGUUUUCCCCACUGUGGAAGCGGAGCAGCGACUGCGGAGCAAAGGCCAAAGAGAAACAGGGAUCUGGGCCUGAGCCCGCCAUGGCACCAAGCAGGGCCUGGAGGGACAAGGGAGCCGAUGCUAGGACCCCAGGCCUGCAGCAAGACACAGGCCCAGGAGCAGGGAACCCUGAGCCUGGAGAAGACUGCACAGCCAGGGGCACGAGCAGAGCCGAAGCAGGAAGGAGGACACCCCCGGGAGCUGAGGCGGGCAGCCUGUUUCUGGACGACAGUCCAGCCCCGCCAGCCCCCUUCGAGCAUCGAGUGGUGAGUGUCAGGGAGACCUCGACCUCAGCGGGCUACACAGUGUGCCAGCACGAAGUCCUGGGAGGGGGCCGGUUUGGCCAGGUCCACAGAUGCACGGAGAAGGCCACGGGCCUCUCGCUGGCGGCCAAGAUCAUCAAAGUGAAGAGUGCCAAGGACCGGGAGGAUGUGAAGAACGAGAUCAACAUCAUGAACCAGCUCAGCCAUGUGAACCUGAUCCAGCUCUACGAUGCCUUUGAGAGCAAGAACAGCUUUACCCUUGUCAUGGAGUAUGUGGAUGGGGGUGAGCUCUUUGACCGGAUCACAGAAGAGAAGUACCACCUGACUGAACUGGAUGUGGUGUUGUUCACCAAGCAGAUCUGCGAGGGUGUGCAAUACCUCCAUCAGCAGUACGUCCUGCACUUGGACCUCAAGCCUGAGAACAUACUGUGUGUCAAUCAGAUGGGACACCAAAUUAAGAUCAUUGACUUCGGGCUGGCCAGAAGGUACAAGCCUCGGGAGAAGCUGAAGGUGAACUUUGGCACUCCCGAGUUCCUGGCCCCAGAAGUCGUCAAUUACGAGUUUGUCUCGUUCCCAACGGACAUGUGGAGUGUGGGAGUCAUAACCUACAUGCUGCUCAGUGGUAUGUCGCCAUUUCUAGGGGAAACAGAUGCAGAGACCAUGAAUUUCAUUGUGAACUGUAGUUGGGAUUUUGAUGCUGACACUUUUGAAGGGCUGUCAGAGGAGGCCAAGGACUUUGUCUCCCGGUUGCUGGUCAAAGAGAAGAGCUGCAGAAUGAGUGCCACACAGUGCCUGAAACAUGAGUGGUUGAAUAACUUGCCUCCCAAAGCUUCUAAAUCGAAAGUUCGUCUCAAAUCCCAACUAUUGCUGCAGAAAUACAUGGCUCAGAGGAAAUGGAAGAAACACUUCUACGUGGUGACUGCUGCCAACAGGUUAAGGAAAUUUCCACCUUGUCCCUAA
Lipotes vexillifer (Yangtze River dolphin) is the source of this 2403-nucleotide messenger RNA. RefSeq names its product myosin light chain kinase 3 (gene MYLK3). The transcript has 13 exons. Bases 1 to 2403 code for a protein of 800 amino acids. Gene Ontology annotation, biological process: protein phosphorylation; intracellular signal transduction; positive regulation of apoptotic process. NCBI's taxonomy places the organism in Eukaryota, Metazoa, Chordata, Mammalia, Artiodactyla, Lipotidae. The record is from RefSeq and is a predicted model, not a curated record. Gene Ontology annotation, cellular component: nucleus. Gene Ontology annotation, molecular function: protein serine/threonine kinase activity; ATP binding.